UCGCGCGCUCCGUGACGUGCUUUAUUUUGCGUGCGGCAGCAGCUUCAGCUGACACGGAGAGGAGGACCGCGGCGUUAUUGUUGUUUCAUUUGUACAAGUGUCGCCUGACCUCAGCACGCGGACGUGGACUUCGCGGCCGAAAGGACCAUAUCGACCGUUCCGUGGUGACUGUGUCGUGCGUUUCUCUGCAAGCAAGCACUGCACGUCUGAAUCGCACCUGCCGCGGAGCAUGGUCAACAAAGACUGAUCAGCACUGCGCCUGUGUGCGCCCACAAACAGAGCCGAAGCUGCACACAAUUCCUCAAAGACAUCUGUUUGUUUAAAAGACCUCCGUGGGCUCAGGAGGCUGCUGCUGCAGGAGAAGGUUUGCGUGCACGAAAUGUGAAGUGCCUGCCAGGUUUAAUUAUAACACGCUUGCUUGCGCUUCUUUUUGCUCGGAUAUCCAAUACUAGAUCCUGCAGCUGCUCGAGAGACGAUCAGGCCUUCAUCGAUCCUUUAGUGAUCUAAAAAUAAUAACACAAUCUAAACACAAUCACACGUCCCGGUAAGACCAGUUUGACGGUCACCGUCAGCAGUCCCGGGGGUUCGAUGUCCCCAUAAAAUAAUAAAUAAUAAUAAUAAAAAUAAUAAACACAGCAGCAUGUGGGUCACUCCCGAAGAUGUGUUACUUGCUGGCGCGUUAUGGAUCACCGAGAGAGCGAACCCGUAUUUCAUCCUCCAGAAACGGAAGGGCCACGGGGAUGGAGGCGGAGGACUGGCGGGUUUGCUUGUUGGGACCUUGGAUGUUGUUCUGGACUCGAGCGCUCGGAUGGCCCCGUACAGGAUCCUCUACCAGACUCCUGACUCUUUAGUUUACUGGAUCAUUGCUCAUGGAACCUCCCGCAAAGAGAUCACAGAGCACUGGGAGUGGCUGGAACAUAACCUGCUGCAGACUCUCUCCAUCUUUGAGAAUGAGAAUGACAUUACCACGUUUGUCAAAGGAAAGGUCCAGGGUAUCAUAGCGGAGUACAACAAGAACCACGAUGUCAAAGAAGACGAUGACACAGACAAGUUCAAGGAGGCUAGCGCUAAGUUUCGUAAACUGUUUGGGAUGCCCGAAGAGGAGAAGCUGGUCAACUAUUACUCCUGCAGCUACUGGAAGGGGAAGGUGCCUCGGCAGGGAUGGCUCUACCUCAGCAUCAACCACCUCUGCUUCUAUUCGUACUUGCUGGGGAAAGAAGUCAAAAUGGUGGUGCGUUGGGCAGAUAUCACGCAGCUGGAGAAGAGCGCCACCCUUCUUCUGCCUGAUGUGAUCAAGGUGAGCACGCGUACCAACGAGCACCUCUUCUCCGUCUUCCUCAACAUCAACGAGACUUUUAAGUUAGCGGAGCAGCUGGCCAACAUCGCCAUGCGGCAACUGCUCGACAACAAAGGCUUUGAGCAGGACCGCUCGCUGCCCAAGCUGAAGAAGAAAUCACCCAAGAAGGUCUCAGCACUCAAGAGAGAUCUGGAUGCGAGAGCUAAGAGCGAGCGCUACAGAGCGCUCUUCCGUCUGCCCAAAGAUGAAAAACUGGACGGUCACACAGACUGCACCCUGUGGACUCCCUUUAACAAGAUGCACAUCCUGGGACAGAUGUUUGUGUCCACCAACUACAUCUGCUUCACCAGCAAGGAAGAGUCGCUGUGUAGCCUCAUCAUCCCCCUACGGGAGGUGACCAUCGUGGAAAAAGCAGACAGCUCCAGUGUGCUGCCCAGCCCGCUCUCCAUCAGCACCAAGAAUCGCAUGACCUUUCUGUUUGCUAACCUGAAAGACCGAGACUUCCUGGUGCAGAGACUAUCCGACUUCCUGCAGCAAACCACCUCUAAGACUUACCUGGAAAAAGAACUCACUAGCAGCCUGAACAGCUCAGAUGAUGAGGUUUACUCCCAGCAUGGAUCCCUGCUGUCCAGCAGCCCUCAGCACAGUCUGGGCUCAGAAGGCGAGCGUAAAUUUAACCUGAACGACAGCAGCGUGCCCACAGCCACACAAGCCCUCAUGACCAUGUAUCGUCGCAAUUCCCCGGAAGAGUUUAAUCCGAAGCUGGCGAAGGAGUUUCUGAAAGAGCAGGCAUGGAAGAACCACUUUACCGAGUACGGACAGGGGGUGUGUAUGUACCGCACAGAGAAGACGAAGGAACUCGUUCUCAAGGGGAUUCCCGAGAGUAUGAGGGGAGAGCUCUGGCUGCUUUUCUCCGGAGCGAUCAACGAGAUGACCACCCACCCUGGAUAUUACGAAGACCUGGUGGAGAAAUCGAUGGGCAAAUACAACCUGGCAACAGAGGAGAUUGAGCGGGACCUGCACCGCUCUUUACCCGAGCACCCAGCCUUCCAGAACGAGAUGGGCAUCGCUGCCCUGCGCAGGGUCCUCACUGCCUACGCGUUCAGAAACCCCAACAUCGGAUACUGUCAGGCCAUGAAUAUUGUUACGUCGGUGUUGCUGCUUUACGCUAAAGAAGAGGAGGCUUUUUGGCUGCUAGUGGCGCUCUGUGAGAGGAUGCUGCCUGACUACUACAAUACCAGGGUUGUGGGAGCUCUGGUCGAUCAGGGUGUGUUCGAGGAGCUGGCCCGUGAGUACAUUCCUCAGCUCUACGACUGCAUGCAGGACCUUGGUGUCAUCUCCACUAUUUCGCUCUCCUGGUUCCUCACCCUCUUCCUGUCCGUCAUGCCGUUCGAGAGCGCGGUGGUGGUGGUCGACUGUUUCUUCUAUGAUGGAAUCAAAGUCAUUUUUCAGCUGGCGCUCUCCGUGCUGCACGCCAACAUCCACCAGCUGCUGGGCUGCAAGGACGAUGGGGAGGCCAUGACCGUACUGGGGAGGUAUCUGGACAGUGUGACCAAUAAGGACAGCACCCUCCCUCCCAUCCCUCACUUGCACUCUUUACUCACAGACAAUGGAGAACCACACCCAGAGGUGGACAUCUUCAAACUCGUGCGCAGCUCCUACGAGAAAUUUGGCUCCAUUCGUGCCGACGUGAUUGAACAGAUGCGUUUCAAACAGAGACUGAGGGUCAUCCAAACCAUCGAGGAUACAACUAAACGCAAUGUGGUCAGAACCAUUGUAACAGAGACUGACUUCAGUAUCGAUGAGUUGGAGGAGCUCUACGUGCUCUUCAAGGCGGAGCACCUAACCAGCUGUUACUGGGGCGGCAGCAGCAACCCCACAGAGCGCCAUGACCCCAGCCUGCCGUACCUGGAGCAGUACCGCAUCGACGUGGAGCAGUUUAAGGGUCUCUUCAACCUGCUGUUCCCUUGGGCCAAUGGAGCCCAUUCGGAGCCCCUGGCUGUACGCUUCUUCCGUCUUCUUGACCAAAACGCAGAUGCCCUCAUCAACUUUAGAGAGUUUAUCACCGGUUUGGGUGUUCUGUGUCACGGGGACCUCACUGAGAAGCUAAAGCUGCUCUACAAGAUGCAUGUCCUCCCUGAAAUGACUCAUGAACAGGAAGAACCCGACUCUGCAUUUGAAGCCACUCAGUACUUCUUUGAAGACAUCACUCCGGAAACAUCCGUCGGCCAUGACUCAAAGUGCAGAAAUGAGAAGGAUGAUGGUUUUGUCAGAGUGACAUUCAAAACUGAGAAAGUGAAGAAACUGAACACUCCUGAUUACCGCCAUUACCUGAAACUGUGGAACCAGGAGAUGAGACCUAAACGGGAAAACACAAAAGACCUGCCGAAACUGAACCAGAGCCAGUUCAUCGAGCUUUGCAAGACCCUUUACAGCAUGUUCAGUGAAGAUGUGGCAGAGCAAGAGCUCUAUCACGCUACAGCAACGGUCACCAGUCUGCUGCUGGAAAUGGGAGAGGUGGGAAAGCUCUUCUCCUCCUCUUUCAGAAAGGACCACAACCAGGAGGGGAACUCGGAGCCGAGCGUGUGCAUGAGAGACGUUUUAGAUCCUAAAGGCACCCAGGAGGUCCAGGAGCUUGGGGACAUUUUUGUCCCUGCAGGUCUUGAGAAUAAGCCGAGCCCCUGUGAGGAGGGAAAGGGGGAUGAAGACAGCGAGCAGCUGCCCCCUAUGCAAGACAUCAAGCUUGAGGACUCGUCCCCUAAAGACACGGCCACUUCCUCGGCUAUGCUCAUCUCAGACGACGAAACCAAAGAUGACACUUCAAUGUCAUCUUACUCGGUGCUCAGCGCGGGCUCUCACGAGAUGGACGAGAAGCUGCAGUGCGAGGACAUCGCGGACGACACAGUGCUGGUGCGCAGCGACGGCGGCUCCAACGGCGAGAGAAGCAACCGGCCUCUCGGCGGGGGGCCUCACGACAGAGGCCUGCCUCACAGCACGAGCAUCGACAAAGACUGGGCCAUCACGUUCGAGCAGUUCCUGGCUUCCGUCCUCACCGAGCAGGCUCUCGUGCGGUACUUUGAGAAGCCAGUGGACGUGGCCGCUCGCAUAACCAACGCCAAGAAUGCCAAGAAAGUCGGGCGCCCCCUGUUGUCAACAAGUGACUAUGAGAUCUCGCUGUCUGGGUGAGGAGUUAUCACUAAAGAACUGUCCUAAAAGGAAAACAAGAGUAUAAAUCAGUGGUGUUUUGUAAGGAGAAUGAAGGUAAGCGUGUGUGUGUGUGUGUGUGUGUGUGUGUGUGUGUGUGUGUGUGUGUGUGAGUAAUAGCUGAAUGAAUGGGACCAAAACUUCUCUUAGCAAUGUAUUUUAAAAUAAAUUAAAGACUUUUACAACAAUCACUAGACUCUGUCCAGCUGAGAAGGAACAGAACAUGCAUAUUACGGUUCGCUCAGAUGAAAUCCACGUGUACGUCGUAGCUGUACUUUAUAAAAUAUCACGCAUAGGUGUUAAUACUGUAAUCUCUAUUACUCUUAGGCUAUGUAGAUGUAAAUGUCAGUACAGUUCCAAACUGGGACAUCAAUAGUCUGCAGUGCGUAUGAUCACCUAAUGUUAUAUCCGAUCAAACUUGUUGCUUCCUUACUUUACGAAUUCCAUUGGCUGCUAAUGAAAACAUUUCUUUGUUUCUCAGUGGAUGAAAAUGUGAAAAACACAAAAGAAAACCCAUGAAAAUUCAUAAGAGUGAUUUUCUUUCCUGGGUUUCCAUGUAAACUCUUUUCAGCACCUCUAUAAAUUUAACACAGUGUGUCACUUUGGCAAAUUUCGUAUGCAUAUUUGUAUUUUCUGUGAUGUUAACUUUCAAAAUACGGUCCUUUUAAAAGCCCCGGUUCAUUUUAUCCAGUUAUAAUAACUAGUAGGAACCAACCUGUAUAAUUAAACUAAUAAAAAUAAUGAUGGGGAAAGGAGAAAAAUGAUCCACAUAAACAGUUUUUCUUUCUUUCUUUUUUUUUUCUUUUUUAAUUAAGAAGACAUCCAGUCAUGCCUCGUUACUACAGACAAAAGUGUUGGUCGAUGGUUCAGGAAAUCAAAAAAAGUUGUGUGUUCAAGGAAAAUGAUUAGUACACUAAAAUGCCGUUAAGAGCCUGCACACUCUUUAUGUUUACAGCAAAAUCCACUAAGAUAUGUUUCCUUGCCUUCAGGCUAGCUGUUUUGUUUUUGCUUUUUUAAAACUUUUUUUAUCUUUAUGCUCUGUACAUUUUUACAUUGCUUUUUUUUUUUUUAAAUUAAAGUUGUUUUUUGUGAAUACUUUCAAUUGUAAACGCCCAGUGUUUAAUUUAUUACUCUGGGUUCUGAUGCAUUGUAUAUCACUCCAUCCUAUUAAAGUUACAGUUUGAAUGGUUCAAUGCUGCACAGUAAAA
Molecule: messenger RNA, 5709 nt
Organism: Haplochromis burtoni (Burton's mouthbrooder)
Lineage: Eukaryota; Metazoa; Chordata; Actinopteri; Cichliformes; Cichlidae
Gene: tbc1d9
Product: TBC1 domain family, member 9 (with GRAM domain)
Exons: 21
Coding region: 641-4483 (1280 amino acids)
Molecular function (GO): calcium ion binding
Source: RefSeq, a predicted model, not a curated record